AUGGACGCGACCGAAAAGGGGCCCGAGCGGCCGAACCCGCGCGCCACCGCGGGGCCCUUCUCCGUGCUGGUCUUCUGGUGGACGCGCAAGCUGUUCUGGCGCGGGCGACGCAGCGACCUCACCACCGAGGACAUGCACUGGCGGCGCGAGGUGAGCGCGGCGCGCGCCAACCAGCAGCCGCCGCGCCUCACGCGCACGCUGGUGCGCGCCUUCUGGCACACCUACGCCAUCUACGGCCUCUUCGUGCUCUUCCACUGCGUCGUCGUGCGGGUGGCGUACCCGCUGUUCCUGGGCCAGGUGGUGCGCUACUUCAGCGCGUCGAGCGCGGGCGCGGCGCAGGGCGCGCUGGCCGCCGGCACCGUCUCCAAGGGCGAGGCGCUGGGCUUCGCGGGCGGGCUGGCGCUGGCCACGGCGCUCAACGUGCUGCUCAGCCACCACACCAACAUGGGCACGCAGGCGCUGGGCAUGCGCGUGCGCGUCGCCGUCAGCUCCCUCCUCAUCAACCUGCUGUCCAACGACGUGGCCCGCUUCGACCAGCUCUUCAUGUACCUGCACUACGUGUGGGUGAUGCCGCUGCAGACCAUCGUCAUCACCUACUUCAUGUGGGAGGCCGUGGGCGCGGCGGCCUUCGUGGGCGUCGGCUCGCUCUUCCUGCAGACGGUGCCCGUGCAGAGCUACCUGAGCAAGCUGACGGGGCGGCUGCGCAUGCGCGUGGCCCAGCGCACGGACGAGCGCGUGCGCCUCAUGGGCGAAAUCGUGGCGGGCAUCCAGGUCAUCAAGAUGUACGCCUGGGAGAAGCCCUUCCAGGCCCUCAUCGAGUCGGCGCGCGCGCGCGAGGUGAAGGUGCUGCUGCACGCGUCCUACCUGCGCGGCGUGUACCUGGCGUUCAUGGUGUUCUCGGAGCGCUCGUCCCUCUUCUUCACGCUGCUCGCCUACGUGCUGCUAGGCCACGAGCUGUCGGCCGACAAGGUCUUCAUGCUGGCGCAGUUCUUCAACGUGCUGCAACUCUCCAUGGCCAUCUUCUACCCCAACGCCGUGCAAAUGGCCGCGGAGGCGUCCGUCUCCGUCACGCGCAUCGAGGCGUUCCUGCUGCUGGAGGAGCAGCGCCAGGCGCUGGUGGGCGCGGGCGCCGACGCGCUGGCCGAGCCCCCGGAGAAGGCGGAGCGCAUCGAGAACUCGGUGGCGCUGCUCGCGGUGGCCCGCGCGGGCGAGGGCGAGGGCGGCGGCGGGGGCGGGGGCGGGGGCGAGGGCGGCGUGGACAUCGACCGCCUGCGCGCGCGCUGGCUGCCCAACGCCAUCACAGACACCCUGUCGGGCGUCACCCUGCACGUGCCGCCGGGCAAGCUGUGCGCCGUCAUCGGGCCCGUGGGCGCCGGGAAGGCCAAGGUGGGCGGGUCGGUGGCGUACGCGGCGCAGGAGCCCUGGCUGUUCGCCGCGUCGCUGCGCAGCAACGUGGUGUUCGGGCGCGCCUUCGACGCGCGCCGCUACCGCGACGUGGUGCGCGCCUGCGCCCUCACGCGCGACAUGCAGCUGCUGCCGCAGGGCGACAAGACGCCCGUGGGCGACCGCGGCGCCGCGCUCAGCGGCGGGCAGCGCGCGCGCGUCAACCUCGCCAGGGCGGUGUACCGUGACGCAGACAUCUACCUGCUGGACGACCCGCUGUCGGCCGUGGACGCGCACGUGGGCAAGCACCUCUUCGACGAGUGCAUCUGCGGAUUCCUCAGCGACAAGACGCGCAUCCUCGUCACCCACCAGCUGCAGUACCUCAAAGACGCCGAUCAUAUCGUCAUCAUUAACAACGGGCGCGUGGAGGCGCAGGGCACGUACGCGUCGCUGUCGGCCAGCCGCAUCAACUUCUCGGCGCUGCUGGCGCGCAGCGAGAGCGACCUGGGCGAGGCGAAGCCGCCCACGCGCCGUCCCCGCGCCCGCAGGCACUCCUCCAUCGCCUCCUCCGUGGUGAGUGCUCUGCCGGGCUUCUGGCUAACGCCUGGACUCCGAUUAAAA
This is a messenger RNA of Gryllus bimaculatus (two-spotted cricket), 2004 nucleotides long. The record is from the annotation of a GenBank genome assembly. Lineage: Eukaryota; Metazoa; Arthropoda; Insecta; Orthoptera; Gryllidae.